AAGACAUGGAUCUCUUGUUUCUACUGCUCCUUCUCUUCUCCCUCCUCUCUCUGUGUCUUUCUGUUUCUGCCUGCUGCUAUCCAUCAAAGAGAAAACCCAACUCCCAUCUCGCAUUCAAAUCCUACCCUCUCCUUGGAAUAGGUCCAGACUUCUUGAGAAACCGUCACCGGUUUUUUGACUGGACCUCCGAUAUCCUCUGCUGGAGCCCCAAUAACACUACUGCAUACUGCCGCCCUGGGAUGCAUGGCAUCCUCACGGCAAACCCAUUAAACGUCGAACACAUUCUCAGGAACAACUUUGACAACUACCCAAAAGGCCCGUCUCACUUUCACACCUUAAAAGACUUCCUCGGCCGAGGCAUCUUCAACGCAGAUGGUAAUAUUUGGAAGGUUCAGCGCAAGAUUGCGAGCUUCGAAUUCAACACAAAGUCGCUUCGGAGCUUUGCAAUUACGAACGUGAAGGAGGAGAUUCAGACCAGGUUGGUUCCCCUGCUGAGGAAAACCAGUGAGUUAAACCAAGUGGUCGACAUGCAAGAUAUUCUAGAGCGUUUUGCUUUUGAUAACAUCUGUAAGCUAGCAUUCAACGUCGACCCAGGUUGUCUUGGCGGUGACGGAACAGCUGGGGCUGAGUUCAUGAAGGCAUUCGACGAUGCAUCACUAUUGAGCGUCGCCCGGUUCUUCGACGUCCAUCCCUUGUGGUGGAAGACCAAGAAGGCGCUCAACAUAGGAUCAGAGAGAAGAUUAAGAGAAGCCAUUAGGAUGGUUCAUGAUUUUUCCGAUAACAUCAUAAGGUCAAGAAUGGAAGAGGAAGGAGGGAAGCAAAGCACCGAGGAUCUACUGUCGCGAUUCGUUGCAGACGACUUGAAUUCACCAGAGUUCCUUCGUGACAUCGUCAUAAGCUUCAUACUUGCGGGACGGGACACGACGUCGUCGACGCUGGCCUGGUUCUUCUGGUUGCUGUCGUCGAGACCAGACAUCGAACAUAACAUACUAGACGAGCUAAAAUCAAUUCGAACUCGUACCAGGAAGGAGAUUGGCGAUGCGUAUAGCUUUGAGGAGCUCCGAGAAAUGCACUACCUACAAGCUGCAAUCUCCGAAGCACUGAGACUGUACCCUCCGGUUGCAAUGGACACGAAGGUGUGUCUGAAAGAUGAUGUCUUGCCGGAUGGUACGUCAGUGCGUAAAGGAUGGGUUGUGACAUACCACGCAUAUGCCAUGGGUAGGAUGGAGUGUAUAUGGGGAAAGGAUUGCAGAGAAUUCAGGCCUGAACGGUGGUUGGAGAAUGGAAGUUGCCGGCAGGAGAGUCCUUUCCGGUUUUCGGCGUUCCAUGCGGGGCCGAGGAUGUGUCUGGGGAAAGAUAUGGCGUAUAUACAGAUGAAAUCAAUUGCAGCGUCCGUGGUAGAGAGGUUCCAUAUCGAUGUGGUUGACGGGCUGAAGUGUCCAGAACUGCUACUUUCGUUGACAAUAAGGAUGAAAGGAGGUCUCCCCGUGAGAGUAAAAGAGAGAUGUUUUCAUAAUUAGGUGUUGUGUCUACAUAAGGGUCUAUGAUAAAUUAAUGAGUUGAUUAGAUAUUUUAAUAUUAACUAAUGAUA
Molecule: messenger RNA, 1591 nt
Organism: Nelumbo nucifera (sacred lotus)
Lineage: Eukaryota; Viridiplantae; Streptophyta; Magnoliopsida; Proteales; Nelumbonaceae
Source: RefSeq, a predicted model, not a curated record